Physcomitrium patens is the source of this 1217-nucleotide messenger RNA. Its product is annotated as HVA22-like protein e. NCBI's taxonomy places the organism in Eukaryota, Viridiplantae, Streptophyta, Bryopsida, Funariales, Funariaceae. The record is from RefSeq and is a predicted model, not a curated record.
UCUUGUGGUCCCUAUGAAGUCCAUCUUGUGGUAGUGGAGACAUUGGGAGGGAGGGACCAGCGCUGGCGCUGUGUGGAAGCUCCACCUCCCCUCGCACCGCCGUUGUCUUCUCCAUUGCCUCUGCCAAUGCAAACCCACUGCGAAAUUUAACCUGUGUGUGUUAUAUAGCGUUCAAUUUUUACUGAGUUUUUCUUAUUUUCCUGUUUUUGUGUUUUGUUUUUAUUUUUAUGUGGGUCGGAGGGAUCGUGAGUGAGUGAGUGAGCUUGUGUGGUUUGGUUUCCGGAGGUUGUUUGUUUGUUUGUUUGUUUCGUUUCAGAGGGUGUAGUUUUUGUGGGUGAAGAGGAGUUAGGGUUUGUUAGAGAGAGAGAGAGAGAGAGAGAGAGAGAUUUUUGUCGCGGUUUGUUUUUUGAGGUUUGGCUUUGGGAGUUUACACAGCAUGGGGUGGUUUUGGACGCUCGUGGCGAGGUCGAAUGCUGUGGCAGGGCCAAUUGUGAUGCUGUUGUAUCCGUUGUAUGCGUCGGUGAUGGCUAUCGAGAGCCCGUUCAAGGAGGAUGACCAGCAAUGGCUCACGUAUUGGGUGCUCUACUCGUUUGUGUCUCUGUUGGAAAUGGCCGCUGCGCCCGUGUUUGCGUGGAUCCCUUUGUAUUCUACCAUCAAGCUGGCUAUCGCUGCAUGGCUGGUGUUGCCUCAGUUCCGCGGUGGUGUUAUCUUGUAUGAGAAGUUUGUGAAGCCUCACUUCUAUGCUGCGCUUGGGGGUUCAGCCGACAGUUCAAGCCUCUCCAGCGGGCAACGGAAGUGGCUUGGUAGCAUCAAACCGGAAACGCGCACUGCAAUUGCCAAGUAUGUCCAAGUGAAAGGGCCUGAGGCUUUCGAGAAGCUUGUGAACUCGGAGCUUGUCAAGUCUAUAUCGCAAAAACCACGGGUUGAAGAGAACCCACACACCGAGUAAAAAUGGUACUGCCGUGGGUAGCGUCACUUUCUGUAAGACACGGUGCUUGCAAAGUUUGUAAACUGUGAUAGCCAUUGUUGCCAUGCUUUGUAGAUACGGAUGGGUCUUAAUGGAAACCUACUACUAUCAAGAUCGCUCUGGUGUUGUGUUAUCUUAUUAGAUUUCCUGCUUGUCGAACCCUCCAGCGCCAGUGCAACUUACGUUUGACUGCAGUGCUGAGGUUUUGGUAUAAAUUAUUGUAAUAAAGCUUGGAUGUUGUACAUAGUUA